UUUAGGGAGCAGUUUCACAGUGUACUGGUGCCAGGGACCUCCAGGGAGAGGCUAUGUGGCCCAAGUAAGUUGGGGUACAUCUGUAGGUAUCUUGGAAUUUGAGGCUGAGAGCAAGCUUUUGGAGCCCAAAGUUCGAGAAGGUAGUAUGCGGCCGGUGCUGAGAGUCGUGGGGUAGGGGGACCGCACAAAGUUGGAUAGUGCGUGAGUGAAGACGCCCCAGCAUGAGAGGCUGUAAGGCUGACACGGGAGCGUGUGACAGUGAAGAAGAGUGGGUGGGGUGAGAGGGUGUGCUGGCGUCUAGGCUGGGGAUUCGGUCUUUGGGUGCCUCCGGCAGCGCGGGUGUCGCCUUGCCUGCAGCUGGCGCGGCCUGGGUGCGUGUGCACGCGUGUGCGCAGGGCGGAGAGCUUGGGGCUCCUCUGCGCGUGGCUGUGCCUCGGCGCGGCCGGGUGUGUGAGCGCCGGCGCGGGCGGAGCGCACAGCCGCGGCGGCGGGCAGCCUGGGUUAUCUGAGCCGCUUGGUCUUGGGUGGCUGCGCCCAGAUCUUGGGGUGGUGGCGGUAAGGACGAGACGCGCUGUCGGGCCGAGGAGGAGCCGAGAAGUGAGACCCAGGCCGAGACGGCUGCGGCGGGGAGCUGAACAUGGAACAGCGUAAGGGCCGGGCAGGUGAGAAAACUGAGGCUCAAAGAGGCAAAGGGACUGUGCAUGUGGUGGCUGCUGCUUCCUCCCGUGGGCUUUGGGUCCUGAAGUUGAGUUUGAGAGGCGACACGGCGGCGGCGGCCGCGCUGCUCCCGCUCCUCUGCCUCCCCAUGGAUAUGCACUGCAAAGCAGACCCCUUCUCCGCGAUGCACCCAGGGCACGGGGGUGUGAACCAGCUUGGGGGGGUGUUUGUGAACGGCCGGCCCCUGCCCGAUGUAGUGAGGCAGCGCAUCGUGGAGCUGGCCCACCAGGGUGUGCGGCCCUGCGACAUCUCCCGGCAGCUGCGGGUCAGCCACGGCUGUGUCAGCAAAAUCCUGGGCAGGUACUAUGAGACUGGCAGCAUCAAGCCCGGAGUCAUCGGUGGCUCCAAGCCCAAAGUGGCAACGCCCAAAGUCGUGGACAAGAUUGCUGAAUACAAACGACAGAACCCGACUAUGUUCGCCUGGGAGAUCCGAGACCGGCUCCUGGCUGAGGGCAUCUGCGACAACGAUACAGUGCCCAGUGUCUCUUCCAUCAACAGGAUCAUCCGGACCAAAGUUCAGCAGCCUUUCCACCCAACGCCAGAUGGGGCUGGGACAGGAGUGACUGCACCUGGCCACACCAUCGUUCCCAGUACGGCCUCCCCUCCUGUUUCCAGCGCCUCCAACGAUCCAGUGGGAUCCUACUCCAUCAACGGGAUCCUGGGGAUCCCUCGCUCCAAUGGCGAGAAGAGGAAACGUGAUGAAGUCGAGGUAUACACUGAUCCUGCCCACAUUAGAGGAGGUGGAGGUUUGCAUCUGGUCUGGACUUUAAGAGAUGUGUCUGAGGGCUCAGUCCCCAAUGGAGACUCCCAGAGUGGUGUGGACAGUUUGCGGAAGCACUUGAGAGCUGACACCUUCACCCAGCAGCAGCUGGAAGCUUUGGAUCGGGUCUUUGAGCGUCCUUCCUACCCUGACGUCUUCCAGGCAUCAGAGCACAUCAAAUCAGAACAGGGGAACGAAUACUCCCUCCCAGCCCUGACCCCUGGGCUUGAUGAAGUCAAGUCGAGUCUAUCUGCAUCCACCAACCCCGAGCUGGGCAGCAACGUGUCAGGCACACAGACAUACCCUGUUGUAACUGGUCGUGACAUGGCGAGCACCACCCUGCCUGGUUACCCCCCUCACGUGCCCCCCACUGGCCAGGGAAGCUACCCCACCUCCACCCUGGCAGGAAUGGUGCCUGGGAGUGAGUUCUCCGGCAACCCGUACAGCCACCCCCAGUACACGGCCUACAACGAGGCUUGGAGAUUCAGCAACCCCGCCUUACUAAGUUCCCCUUAUUAUUAUAGUGCCGCCCCCCGGGGCUCCGCCCCUGCCGCUGCUGCCGCUGCCUAUGACCGCCACUAGUUACCGCGGGGACCACAUCAAGCUGCAGGCCGACAGCUUCGGCCUCCACAUCGUCCCUGUCUGACCGCCAGCCCCGGAGGGACGGCGCACCGACGCGACGCGACGCCCCCGGGCCACCGCCCCAGCCCCACCCCUAUACCAGGACCCCUGCAGCCCUUCACGUCACCCCGUCCAGGGCCGAACAGGAAGCGUGGAGCCGCGGGCGGGACCCUCAGGGCCGGGCCUGCCGCCCCCCAGCCCCGCCCGCCGCCCCUCCCCGCCUGCCGGGACUGCGCCGUUCCGCCGGGAGGGCCGAACCCAACGCCUCGGCCUCGCCCGAGCCAGUCCCGAAGGGGACCAGCCGCACCGUCGGACUCUGGCCAGGCCGGCCGCUGCCUCGGGGGACACGUUUCUGUGACACACAAUCAGCACGGACUGCAGCGCGGCCCAGCCCCGGAGCAGCUCUCCUCGGCCGCCCCGGCGCCGGGAGGCUUCGCUGGAGGGACUGGGCAAAGGAAAUAAAACGGUUUUCUGCA
Molecule: messenger RNA, 2574 nt
Organism: Manis javanica (Malayan pangolin)
Lineage: Eukaryota; Metazoa; Chordata; Mammalia; Pholidota; Manidae
Source: RefSeq, a predicted model, not a curated record